Messenger RNA from Rubroshorea leprosula, 1440 nucleotides. The record is from the annotation of a GenBank genome assembly. Lineage: Eukaryota; Viridiplantae; Streptophyta; Magnoliopsida; Malvales; Dipterocarpaceae.
AUCUUUCAUGUAAAUAUUAUUACUUUCUUCUGCUGCGAAGUUCGAAUCAGAGAAAAGCAAAAUGGUGACGGUGCAGGUGGGCGGAGGUCUGACGUUCCAUGAUCGGCAGAUUUUGGCGGCAGUCAACACCGGAGCCUCUAGUCUGUCCUUUGUUGGGUCUGGGUUUAUAGUGCUCUGCUACUGUCUUUUCAAGGAACUUCGCAAGUUCUCCUUCAAGCUCGUCUUCUUCCUCGCCCUCUCAGAUAUGCUUUGCAGUUUCUUUAACAUGGUGGGGGAUCCAUCAAAAGGCUUCUUUUGCUAUGCUCAGGGCUACAGUACGCAUUUCUUCUGUGUUGCUUCUUUCUUGUGGACUACAACAAUAGCUUUUACUCUCCACCGAACUGUUGUUAGGCACAAAACAGAUGUUGAAGAUUUGGAGGCCAUGUUUCACUUGUAUGUUUGGGGAACCUCACUUGUUAUGACUAUCAUACGUUCAAUUGGUAAUCACCAUUCACAUGUGGGUAGUUUGUGUUGGGGACAAACUGGUCGUACUGGAAAGGCAAUUCACUUUAUAACAUUUUAUUUGCCACUCUGGGGUGCAAUUCUUUACAAUGGUUUCACAUACUUUCAAGUGAUACGCAUGCUGAACAAUGCUAGACGCAUGGCAGUUGGGAUGUCAGGCCAUUCAUAUGAAUUUGAUGCAAGGGCAGACAUGAGGGCUUUGAACAGGUGGGGUUACUAUCCACUCAUUCUAAUAGGAUCCUGGGCAUUUGGCACAAUCAAUCGUAUUCAUGAUUUCAUUGAGCCAGGUCACAAAAUCUUUUGGCUUAGACUGCUUGAUGUUGGAACAGCUGCACUUAUGGGCCUUUUCAACUCAAUAGCAUAUGGCUUGAACUCUUCUGUACGGAGGGCAACUUAUGAAAGACUAGAACUGUUUUUGCCUGAGAGACUUCGAAGAUGGUUCCCCACUGGUUCAAGGUAUAGAAACCAAGAACAAGAGAGUGAACUGGUCUCUUUGAAAAUUCAAGAUCAACAAUAGCAAUAGCAGCAGCCAGAUCAUUGUCCAUCCUUCCAUCAGAAAAGCUCAGCUCUUUUCAAAAUUUUGUAGAAUUUAUGCAUUAAAUCGUAGAGGAUUCGAACUUCAAAACAAAGAGAGAGGCUGCUCCUGCCAUUCUGAUCAAUGCCUCAUCAAAGCAAUUUCAGUCUGCAUCAUCAGAAGAAUGAUUUGCUAUAAAGGUCAGAAGUUGUUAUUUCAGCAAGUCAGGAAGCAACAACAAAAACAGUAGAUGAUUGAGUUGUGGACACCAUUGCUGUAGGAAAGGCUCAAGUAUUCUAUUUACUGGUCUGAUUCAUUUGCUUUCAAUAUUAUUUAUUGUUUAACAAUUUUCUGUCUUUUAAAUUGUGAUUUUUCUGUAUAUGAUUGUUCUCUCUUCCUAUCAAUAAUAACACGAAAUUGUUUUG